Cloeon dipterum is the source of this 4288-nucleotide messenger RNA. Its product is annotated as ankyrin repeat and death domain-containing protein 1A-like. Gene Ontology annotation, molecular function: protein binding. The transcript is spliced from 13 exons. Gene Ontology annotation, cellular component: ciliary inversin compartment. The record is from RefSeq and is a predicted model, not a curated record. Bases 260 to 2074 code for a protein of 604 amino acids. Lineage: Eukaryota; Metazoa; Arthropoda; Insecta; Ephemeroptera; Baetidae. Gene Ontology annotation, biological process: protein localization to ciliary inversin compartment; signal transduction.
UCAGCGUGAUCACUCGAGCCGGCGCUCUUGCUGCGAGAGCACGCGGGCCUCCGUCAGAGCGCGACCACCCUCCACUCCGCACUCGCCGCUCACAACACCGACACCAAGGGCCCGCUGACGGCCCGAUCGCGAAUCCAAUCUAGCAAGUGGUCGUUUCCUGUUGAGCACAGCGAGGCGUUAAGGCGGCGCCGGACGAGGCGCAGGGAUAGCGAGCAGCAUGCAGCCGACUUAACCUGUUGGUGUUCGCGCACUCGGCGCUAUGACUGACGAACUGGACCCCGGGGACUUCGCGGCCAUCUCGCGCAGUCGACGGCCCUCACCGUCCGGCCUACCGCCGCUCGAGGGGCUCGACGAGCCUGCCAGACCCCGCAGCCCCAGAUUCCUGAAGAACGACCUACUGCUACACGAGGCCGUAAUUAAGAACGACGCCGAAGCCGUCGAAGCCAUCCUGAAAGAACCUCUUGAUGUCAACUCGAGGAAUAAUUACGGAAGAGCGCCGAUCCACUGGGCCUCCUCCAGGGGUAGCACGGACAUCAUGCAGCUGCUGAUCGAGGCGAGGUGCGACAUAGAAGCCAAAGACAAAUACGGCAUGAGCCCCAUCCUGAUGGCCGCGUGGCAUGGCCACAAGGAUGCCGUCCAACUUCUUGUCAAAUCCGGUGCCAACACUCAAGUCAACAACAAGAAGCUGUACACCCUGUUGAUGUGCGCCGUGCACAAUAACCGCCUGGACGUAGUGAAUUUUUUACUCGAGACUGUAGAGGACAUAGAAAUAGACGUGGAGGACAUGGAGCGGCAGACGGCCCUGUUCCACGCAGCUCACAACGGACACCAUGACGUAGUUAAGAGGCUCAUAGAAGCUGGUGCCAGAUACAACCUAAGAAAUAAGACUGGAAGAACACCACUGCAUGCCGCGAGCGAGAACGGGCACGUGGAGGUGUUGCAGCUGUUGCUCUUGCAAGAGAACCUGGAGCGCGACGUGCAAGACGAGGACGGAAACACGGCCCUUCACGUCGCCGCCGAGAACCAGCAGACACUGGCCGUCGAGGCCCUUUUGGAAGUGGGAUAUCCUCCGGACAAGGAAAACAAGAAAGGCUACACGGCGCUGCACUUGGCCAGCAGCAAGGGUUGCCGUUGCAUCAUCGACUCGCUGCUGCAACACGGAGCCAACAUCGAGCACAGGUGCAAGGAAGGCAACUCGCCUCUGCAUGUCGCCUGCCUGGCCAAUGAGAUCGAGACCACGGAGCUUUUGAUCAACAAGGGUGCCGACGUCAACGCCCUCAACGACGUCCGUCAGUCUGCCAUCCAUAUCGCAGCCGAAAAAGGCUUUCAAGAUUUGUGCAAGCAACUGCUCAACAGCGGAGCCAAUAUUGAACAAAAGGAAGAGGGAGGGCGAACUCCAUUGUACAUAGCAGCUCGGGGUAGUUUCACAACAAUUGUAGACAUGAUCAUCAAGACUGCCAGGCUAGAUUACCCGACCGUACGUACCACAUCUCGCCCUGACCUUGUUUCUACUUCUUCUUCUGCUGGCCAGCUGACGCACAAGUGCUCACACUCCAAAGCACAACCUGCACCACAAAUCCUCCUCACCAGCACAACUUCUUGUGCCAUUCAUCGUGACGAACAGCAGCCCGACGUGGACGAAAACGAGCUCAACUCGUUCAACACGGCGUCGAGACGCAAGUGGAGGCUGAGCAGGGAGGACAGCAAGAUCAGUGCUAAUGAACAGCUGAGACAACUUCUCAGGAAGUUAGCUUAUAAGCACUUGAAGUCGGGUGAGUGGAAGCUACUGGCGCACCACUGGAGCUUCACGGAUGAGCAGAUCGCGGCAAUUGAGCACCAGUGUACCGGCCCCGCCGGCCACAAAGAACACGCGUUCCGAAUGAUGCUCAUCUGGGCUCACGGACUCGCCCCAGAGGCGAAUCCGCUCAAGGAGCUGUACGAGGCACUCGUAGCCAUCGAUAAAAGGAACGUUGCAGACGCGAUGCGGAAAAAGGUGGAUGAGGAUAACGCCGAGCGAUUGAAGAAAAAAUCGAAUGAAGAGAAGAAAAGGUGCAAAUCAUGCACGAUUUCAUAAGAUGUCUAAUUCUCUGUUUAAACGGCAAGCAAGCAAGCAAGCAAGCAAAACUGUAGACCAAUGUUAAAUGUAAUUCAAUGUAACUGACGGGGAAAACAGAGCGAAACAAAAACAGACACCAGAUUUAUAAAGUUAUCGUACAGCAGAGAUAGAGCAGGCAAAUCUAUUUAGGCAUUUGAAAAUAUUUAAAAUUUUAGAAACUUUGGCGUCAAUUAGAGACGAAACGGACCGCGGAUUAAGCACUGAGGGGCCCGCUCUAUAUAUAUUCAUUAUAUUUAAUCAUUUCUCAGCUGUACGUGUGUAAAAGGCGUCAGUGCCUUAAUGUUGUGGUCAUAAUUGUUUAAAGUAAUUCGCCAAACUUGCUCACAAAAGUAGAUAAUUAACGGACGGUGGCUCUAAUUUACCUAGACGAGAAUAACGGAAACUAUCGGGGUUGAAAAAGUUCCUUUUUACUCCGCACACAACAUCAACCAAAGGAUAUUAACAUCAAAUAUAACAUAAUAGUUAAUAGUACUAUAUAUUCUCAAUCAGCCCUGAAACUUACAUUAUAUAGAUAGAUAUUUAUUAUAUGUCGAAGAAAUAUAUAAUCUUUUAUGGCUAUAGCUAAUAAUUAUAGAAAGCAUGGGUAGGGUUUCAAUUUUUGGAAUCAACCAUCUCGCUUUAGCAAACUAACGAGUAUUGUUAUAUUGCGACGUCAUCACUGCUCAGGGUGCGUCAAUUUGUUAAGGGAAAAUGAUUCGCUUUUUAAAUCAAUUAUAAUCACUGUGCUAGCGGCGAUUAUGGCCAAUAACUCUCGACAAAAAGUCGAAUUCUCCAAAUGCGAUUUAAUGUUCGUAGUCAUCACCAUGGGUGGCACCACCGAAUACUUUCGAAUUCAAGGCGCUUUCGUUGUGUCUACCCACGAUUGGCUGGACUGAUUUUUGUUUUCAGCCCACCAAGAAAUAAUUUAUUUAAGAGCAGAAUGCACAGCAUCGCGAUUGAGUGUCCAAUUGCAGUGGAAAUAGUGCAUUAUUAAAAUCGAUUCGCUGGUGACAUCUAUUGCCGGCUUCAAACACUUCUGAGCCGUCGCAAUUGGUGAAUUGAAGACGAUCGAAUAUGUGUUUUAUUGUGGCAAAUCGCCGUUGACACAGCGAAAUCGGCAACUGAAUUUCGGCGGCCAUGACAAUGAUGACGUCACAACAUGGACGCUAUUUUUCCUAUAUUUUUCGAGCUCCUUGACAGCUUGCGGCAGAUUUUCUGAAUUUUACACUGCUGCUCACAUUAAAAAAUUGCAUUUUUAAUUUGUCCUUGAAAACAAGUGUGUGUGUGUGUGGGAGUGUGAAAAAAGAAGAAAAUAACCUACAACAGUUCAAUUGUAACCACUUUAGCUGGAGAGACGGGCGCGCUGUCCUUAAGUAAUGCGACGCUGUCUCACCUCUCAUAGUGAACAAAUGAUCAAUUAACGGAAAUUAUUGGAAAUUGAUGGCAAUUGAUGGAAAUUGAUGGCAAUUAAUGGCAAAUCGCUGAGAGAACCAGGCAGGUAAAUAAUCCAUUUAAAAAAACUCGUAUACACUGGAGUAGAUGCGCUGCAUCCGAGACUCUCAUAGCUCGUCUAUAUUGUGUUUAUUGGAAAUCCUGUAUCUUUGUCAUCUCCUCAUCUUUCAUUCUUUAACUAAUAUUUGACCUAACCCAGCAAAAAUGGAUAUUCGAAGGAUAUCCAAAAGGUAUCCGGGAUAUCCAUGGAUAUCCGGAGGAUAUACAUCUGUACAGCCCGAUGUCAUAGGGCGGAUAUCCCGGAUAUCCAAUUUCUUGCUGGGAACCAAACUUGUAUUUUCCUUCUCUCUUACUCUCUGGCCGAGGGGUUUUAAUAGUUAGUGUUCUUACUUGUCUAUUGAAAUGUUUAGAUAUAUAAAUAUAUAUCUGUUGAUAAAAGAUGAAGCUGCAGUUUGCAAAUGUUCUCUCCGUAGUGGAUAAAGUUAAGGUCGUAAAGUAUCAAAAUUAUAAUGAGGACUUGCAACAAAAAAGUGUGAUUUUAAUUUUAAGAAUAGGAUAACUAUAUAACUGCUGCAAAACAUUAUAUUUUGCGUUGAAAAGGCGAGAUUCGAUUUUAUGCACUAACAUUAAUUAUAUAGCGUUAAUUAGGUUAAUCAAUGAAAUAUAAGCCACAGUUGAGGUUGGAUUUUAUUAAUGUGAAGAUAUGUAUAAAAAAAUAAAAAAUUGAGGUAUAUCAACCAA